GUUUAACUCACGUAAAACGCUGUCGAAGUCGGAAAUCAUGAUGGCAGUACAGAAGAAAAUACUGUGUUUGAUUAUGAUUGACGAAUAAAAAUAAUUGAACAAUAACAUAAAUAAUAUCUUUUUAUUACUUUUUUCUCUUAUUGCGAGUUAACGUUUAAAUAAAUAUCAAAAUGGGUAGACGGUCAAUAAAUACCACGAAGAGUGGGAAGUAUAUGAAUCCCACGGAUCAAGCGCGUAAAGAGGCACGUAAAAAAGAAUUGAAGAAAAAUAAAAAACAGCGACAACUGGUUCGUGCUGCAGUUCUCAAAGGGAAAGAUCCAUCGCAAAUCAUUGAAGAAAUGGAGAAAAUUGAUCAAAUGGAGUACAACGUCAUGCAACCUCCACCUCUGAACGAAAAAGUCCUCAAAGACAAGAGAAAGAAGCUGAAAGAAACACUAGACCGAGUAUUAAAAAUGUAUGCCAAGGAUGAUCAGGAAAAAUGGACGGAACUGAAAGAACAGUUGAUCCAAUACGAGCGGAGAAGAAUAGAUCUAGUUUCAUACUUUGAAGCUGUUAGACACGCUCAGCAAGUACAAGUAGACGAAAUUCCAUUGCCUUCUGCAGGAAACGACAUAACACGGAUAUUUCCUGGUUCCCUGACGUCUCAGAUUCCCCUGCCUGACAUGCCACAACCUCCGGCUCAUAUGUUCCCUCCGCAUCCUCAUUACAUAGCCCAACAUCAUCCAUUAAUGAAUAUACCAAUACCACCGAGUAUAUUGAAAAAGACGAGUGCCUAUACUGGUCCUCCGACUAUUCCAACAUUGGCACCGAAUAAAGAACCACCAGGAGUUCCACCGUUCCCACCGCCUGAUCUCGGCGAGGACGAGGAGCUUCAGGAAAAGUCCAAGGAUUCGAGUAACAAGUCUCGAACGAUACGUUUCGCCGACGACAAGGAAGACAGCAGUAAGCAAGAGACCGAAAGCAAGGAGAAAGAGAAGGAAAAGGAGAAAGAGCGAGAAAUCGUGAAAGUGAAACCAACGACGUUACAGCAGAAAAUGUUGGCAAUGGCGGGCCAGGAUAUUGAUCAAUUUAUGAGGGAAAUGGAGGUUGUACAUAAAAAGCGCGAAACCGAGAGAGCGCAAGAUUUGAGCGCUAGGUUGUCACUCCUCGACGCUGAGGAUGGGAAAUCGGGUAACAAAGGGAAGAAGUCGGAUACUGAGAAUAUUGAGCCUCCGGGAUCUUCCGAACAUUCUUCGAGUCACGUCCAACAUUCCUCGCACGUGCAUCAUCAACAGCAACAACAUCAGCAGCAGCAACAUCAACAACAUCAACACCAACACUCUAUGCCACCGAUGGGAAUGCCACCUCCGCCGUUACUUUACAGGCCUCCACCUCCUCCGAUGCAUCUAAGAAUGCCGCCGCCUCCACCACCUCGCAUCGGGCUGAGGCUACCGCCUGGUCCUCCGCCGGGUAUGCCUCGAAUGUUACGUCCCGGUCCGCCCUCAAUGCCGCGUAUGCCACCUCCUCAAAUGCAAAUGCCCAAUCUUGGUGUUUUACCGAAUAUGUCAGGUUCACAAAUGCAAUCUCAGACCUCGAACUCUCAGCCGAAGACGCCGAAUGUACUUUCGGCAGCACCACAAUUGAUCAAUCGCAAAGACAAAGAUGGCAAAAGCACCACAACAAUUGAGGCUAAACCACAAAUCAGAAAUCUUGCUGCUGAUGUUACGAGAUUUUUACCAACUUCGCUCAGAGUCAAACGAGACGACAAAAGAAAACCCACCAACGCACCUAGAAUCGUUGAGAGAAUUAAUGAGACCCAGCCUAUUCGAGCUAGUCAACUCAAAACUAAGGACGAUGCUUACAUGCAGUUCAUGCAAGAAAUGGAGGAACUGUUAUGAAUCUUUUCGUUCCAAUGCUCUGUCGUCCUCUUCUUGUUUUUUGUCCGUCUUCAUGAAUUCCGGCACGAUUGCGUAUUGUGCGUUAGAAUACAUUAAAAAUUCGAUACAAACUA
Molecule: messenger RNA, 1990 nt
Organism: Venturia canescens
Lineage: Eukaryota; Metazoa; Arthropoda; Insecta; Hymenoptera; Ichneumonidae
Product: WW domain-binding protein 11
Exons: 6
Coding region: 171-1877 (568 amino acids)
Biological process (GO): RNA processing
Cellular component (GO): spliceosomal complex
Source: RefSeq, a predicted model, not a curated record